Messenger RNA from Caenorhabditis remanei, 4962 nucleotides. RefSeq lists its product as uncharacterized. The record is from RefSeq and is a predicted model, not a curated record. Gene Ontology annotation, molecular function: protein binding. Gene Ontology annotation, cellular component: mitotic spindle. Gene Ontology annotation, biological process: mitotic spindle organization; regulation of mitotic cell cycle. Bases 1 to 4962 code for a protein of 1653 amino acids. NCBI's taxonomy places the organism in Eukaryota, Metazoa, Nematoda, Chromadorea, Rhabditida, Rhabditidae. The transcript is spliced from 24 exons.
AUGGAAGCCCGACUAAAAAACGUGGUCGGUCGGAGCGGUGUGACCGUCAAUGGCAUCGCUCUCCAUCACUCUUCUGACACCUUGCUCCAAGUGGCGGGUAGCUCAAUUAUCGUCAGCUCAGCGGGUGGACACGAUCGAUUCGAAGGGCAUUUGAUAUCACAAACAAAACAACAGUUCACAUGUGUCGCUGUGACGGCGUGUGGGAAAUACGCGGCGACUGGCGAGACCGGCCACCAACCGGCAGUCCGUCUCUGGCAACUCCGUGAUGAGCAGGGCAACUUUAUCGGACGGCUCAUCCGAUCCAUGCAAGCACAUACCGUAUCCGUCACCAUCGUCAGGUUCACCCCAGAUGACUCCACUCUAAUAUCCAUCGGAUGUCAACACGACGCUCAAAUAAUUACGUGGGAUUGGAGGAACGGUCAUGACCUUGGAGUCGGGAAGCUCAUGUCGCCUGUCAACGCGCUAACGAUAUCUUUCGACAGCAGCAUGUGUGUGACUGUCGGAAGCAAAUCUGUCAAAUAUUGGUUCUUGCCACUAGCUUCUGAUGGGAUGAGUAAGAGGACCGGGUUGACGAGUCGAUCAGCUAUUCUGGCUGAUAAGAGAAACGUUAACUUUGUCGACGCGACGUUUUGUGAUGCGACGAAUCGAAUGGUUGCGGUGACAUCGAGUGGGGAGUUAUUGGAGUUUAAUGGGAAUAAGAAGUACGUCAAAUGUUACUCCUGGAAAGAGAGUGGAGACUUCAAGGCGAUUUGCAUUGCAAAAAUCCCAGAAGGAUUGCUAGUCGGAUGCUCGGAUGGCCUUGUUCGACUGUUCUGUUUGAUCGGGGAAGAUCUGGAUUUCUUGGCAGACUUGGCCCCGCCCACUCACUUGUUUCAAGACCCAUCAAAUGUCUACGAGUCGCAACAGUUGCAGAAUCAUCCAGAAGAUGCAAUAUUCCCGGAACCCCGCUGCCUCGUCGCCUCCACCUCCAACGCUACGUUCGUCGUCGGCUACGCGGAUCGAUCUCUGAUCGAGUUUGCCCGCGAAAACAAGUCAUGGUCAUUCCGAAGAGCAAGUCUCGGUCAUACUGGUUCUGUCAACUGCAUCGAACCCUUCCCAUCCUCGUCUCCAUGUCUACCAGCAGGAACUCUGAUAACCGGUGGCGCCGAUGGUACCGUAAGAUUCUGGAAUUUCAGUGGAGAGAGUGAGGAUAAGAAGGAGAUUGCUAAUAUCUUGUGCCCCUCCCUGCUGAAAGUGGUCUACCUGGAUGAGAAUCCGGAUCUAUUGAUUGAUAAGAGAAAUUUAGAAUCCAUUGGUCCUUCUAACGAGGAGCCUGCCACGUCAUCCUCCGGAGUCCUUUGCACCCGAGUAACUCAUGACGGCAGAAUGAUGAUAGCUGGCACAUCCGCAGGAAUGUUAUACCUCAUCGACCUAUCCUUCUCGGACACUCCAAUCAUCGACGUCAUCAACGCCCAUGACAACGACGUGACCUCCAUCGACUUCUCCGAUCACGCCACCACCUCAUCUCACGAUCAACCAAUGUUCUUGGCAUCUGGAGGACGGGAUCGAUUUGUUCACGUGUUUCGAAGGAUACCGUAUAGCUCGCAGUUUGUGCAUUGUGCAGUGCUGGAUGGGCAUCAGUCGGCGAUCAAGUCGAUCAAGUUUGCAUCGAACAAUGGCCAACUCCAUCUGUACACCGCCGCCACCGACCGAAGUCUCAUAAUCUGGAAGCUCAACUCAUUCAGUGACCAGCACUCGGAGUUCACACGUGUCCAACAGAUCUCCGUCACUUCUAGCAUAGGAGAUAUGACAUUCAUCAAAUACGUGGAGAUGUUCGUAGUCGGUGGACAUGACCGCAUGCUUCGUCAAUUCGAUAUCAAUGGGAAGUUAGUGAGAGAAGUCAAGGGAACUGAUGACGAUGUGGCACACAGUGGGAAGAUUCAGAAGCUGGCUGUAGAUCAUUCUGGAUCCUAUGCGAUAUCAGUGUGCUCCGAUAAGUAUGUGUAUGUGGUGGAUCUUCGGACAGGUGUCUGUCUAGCAGUACUUUGUGGUUUCGGAGCCCCUCCGACAGAUGCCACGUUCUCGGAUGACUUCAAAAAUGUGAUUGUCACCACGUCGAACGGAGCGAUUUUUGUUUGGCAAUUGGCAAAGAAUCUGACGGAACGAAUGAUCUCCGCCCAAGUUCGGCUGAUGGAAGAAGUUACUAUGAGAACUGCCACCCCCGAUAGUUUACUCGGAAGUGGAAGUGAGACUAUCAGCUCCAACUCAUUCACACGACCAUUGGGAGCACCCGAGUUUUCUGGCAGCUCUGCGUCGUUGUAUUCUGACGACGACGAUUCGACGAGAUUUUCGAGUUCAGUCCGCAGCAGUCGAACAAAACGAGCCCUCCCGAACGGCGGACAUCUGAUCGGCAAUUCGAGUUACGCACGUGUCGGAGAUAGCUCGUUCUCACCGGCGGUCCAGUCUGCGCCAGCAGUCGAACGGCGGACCCAUACGAACCUAUUCUCGCACGAUCAGUACGAAACCGACAUCUCCGAAACCCAAUCGGAUUUCGUAUCCUCGAGAAGAAAGCACCGAGUAUUUUCCGACGAAGACGACCAAGACUCAAACUUAGGAAGUGGUCAGUAUCUGGCGGCUCCAAUCAACGAUCCGCGUCGUUCGGCGUCACCAUCUUUGUACAGUACUCCAGAUCACCUGAGAGAAUAUCAAAGUAGUAAAUCGAUGAUGAAUUUACGAGACGUAACGGGCGGUGGUGUCCGCGUACAGACAGCCAAAGAACUCAUGAUGUCUCAUAUCGCAUCCCAACGUAAUUCGCAGUCUGGAUCCUCCUCCCACUUGUCAUCAACGAACACCCCAACAUCUGGCAGAAUGAAGUGGGAAAACAUGGCGCAGUCAUCGAAUAAUAAUGACUGGCAUCCAUCGUCCACCGUCGUCGUCCCUGACAUUCAUCACGUCUCGCCGGUUAUGGCCACUUCAAUGGCCCCGCCGCCGCAACACCAAUAUGGUGGUGGUUAUAGGAAUGAUCAUCAUCAUGCGCCCUCCUACCCGAUGCCAGACACCACUCACCCUCCACCACUGGCUCCUCGUACAACAUCCCGAGUCUUGACAGCCGCACCCUCCCAACAAGCCCUCCAACAAAUCCAAGCAAACUCCCCAUUCCGGCGAAAGUCAAUGGAUAGGAAUAGUCUAUCGAAGAAGUUUCUGGAUAACGGCGGCGCCCAGCCAAAAACUGUCUGGAGUCCGUCAGCUCUAGCGAAUUCUGGAGCACCACGGAGGAGCAACUCGAAUCUGUUUGCGGCGACAAAUCUAGAAGUUCCUACGACGAAUUUAUCCAGACGACACACAGAUAAGCAACCACAAAAACUGCGUUUUACGACCACUGUUCAAACGCGCGAGAUUUCGUUGGACCAUGAAUCCGAUGACGAUGACGUCAUCACCUCCACCACGCUUCAUCACAGACGGGGUCAGUAUCAACGAAGACCGAGUACUGUAACAGUAGACACUCGGGAUGCCGACGUGGCACGACGGCGUGUUUCGAAUUCGAGAAAAUCUGAAAGAGCCGAUGACCUCAACUUCGCAUCCUCUCUCCGAAGUCGAAGCCAGAGCCCGAACAAGUUGGCACUGAGCCAAAUGAUCAAUUCACGUGAACGAGACACUCCGUCGAGCCCAUCGUCAACCACUGGAAGCUCGAUCGUCGGCAGGAAUCUUCAACAACGACGUCGUGAUUCAGAUGUCUCGUAUGUGAGAUCAGCGACACGUGGACGAGAUGAGAUGCGCAAAAGUACGGACGCCCUGAACAAGUUGAUGGCGGUCCGAUCGAAACUCCACCAGUCCAGUGAGAAUCUGAGAAAGUCGACGGAGAACCUGGCGCUGCUUAAGAAUCUGGAAGAGGCUUCGAACUAUUCGACACCAAAGUCACGGACAAGGAGUAGUAGUAAUUUGAGGAAUGCGGAGGUUUUGGGGAAUAUGGAGUCGUUUGGCACGUUUGAUGCGGAUUCCAGGAUGAGAUCAGGCUCUACCAGCUCCCUCGCCCAAUCCCGAAUGAUGGCUCGAAGCAUCGGCAACCUCAACGAGGGGCUCGCAAUGGAAGGCUCUCAAAACACACCAAGUCAACGACUCGCCAAUACCAUCCAAAUGAUGCGAAAGGCUAGUAACCCCGACUUGACGGCUCCCGAACAAUUCGAAGACACCGGAAGCCCGUUCGCUCAGAGGAUGGCUCGAGGUGCCGUUCAGAAGAAGAUGGAGAGGUAUCGAGCGAAGAAUAAGAGUGGAAGUGGAAAUGUAGUGGGGAGGAAUCAGACAUCAGAGGAGAGUGAUUCAAACAACUCGGAUAUGAUGCCUUUGAGUAUUAAUAAGAGAGCGUUGACUGCUGGAAAUCGGUCGACGACUGGAUCCGAUUUCUCGCCCGCUUCGUCAAGAGGAUCUUCCUCAUUAGCGAUGGGUAGUGGACCAAUCGGUAGCGGCCUCCCAUCGAGCCGUCGUCUGUACGACCAACAACGUAGCGGUGGCCUCUCCGCGUCGGGUACCCCACGCCGUACUGGAAACAAUUAUUUGGUCACUAAAAUGAGUGAACAAAUGAACAAGUCGAUGGAGGGUCCCGAUUUGGGAAGCGACGAAAGUCCACGUAGCUCGGUGAACUCGCAUGAAUGGCAGAAUCUUAUGGAGAACUCGCAGGAUGGAACUAAGAAUCCACUGAUUUGCCACGUUCAAGACUGUAUGGAACAACUGCGGAUUCAUGUGGAUAAAAGUCUUCAGGCAAAGAAAUUGGUGGAGGACGAUACGACUUUGGCUAUCGAACAAAAGAAGAUAGUUAUGUGUGAGAUCGACCGGUCCAUCGAGCGUCUCAUCGAAAAACUCAACCCAAAUCAAGUAACCAGUAAACCAUCUGACAGAAGCAACGGAAACCUGUCAGGCAACGACUACACUCCGAAAGGAGCCAAUAUCUAUGGAAUUCUGAAAGAGAAUCUCUCGUCUAGACAAUAA